Molecule: messenger RNA, 9486 nt
Organism: Ylistrum balloti
Lineage: Eukaryota; Metazoa; Mollusca; Bivalvia; Pectinida; Pectinidae
Exons: 3
Coding region: 55-6987 (2310 amino acids)
Source: RefSeq, a predicted model, not a curated record
CGGACCAACAAAAAGUUUCAAGUCAUGAAAGAAUAACGAAGCAAUUGCAAAAUAAUGGAUGAAACGACCAUUCCAAAGAUCCCAGCAAAGCUGAUUACCAGGAGCAAGGCUAAGUCAUCCACUGGGUAUAGACAAAUUGUCAAUUUUCUGGACAAUCUAAGCCGUGAUGAAACAGGUGCUCCUGUAAAAUGGAAGUUCAACCAGACUGGGGUGAAAUUGGCCAGAGGUAUUGGCAAGAAAAUAGCAGAUGCAGGAAAGCAAGGGACUGCCCUGAAGUAUGAUGCAAGAACAUCACUUGUGAAGGCUGUAUUGAGAAAAAAAUAUUCUGCAAGUAAGGUUUCUACAUCUGCAAAAGGGAAAAAUUCAUCAGAUGGUGAAGACUCUCCAAACAUGAUCAGUAAUGGAGACACAACAUUAGUUGAAAAUGAAGAGAGAUUACUUCAAAAAUCUGGCAAAAGUGUUACCAAAAAGACUGGAAAAGGAAAGAAUGAGGCUGCUUCAGAUCUUGCGAAUGAUGAGACAGAAUCUGUUCCCAUACCACGCAAGAGAGGACGACCACCGAAGAAAAAGCCGACUCAAGGAUCCGAGUCUAUGCUGGCUUGCUCUGUUGAUGAUCAGAAAACAGCAGAAAGCAUGAGCAAAGUACAGUCUUGGACAAAUCUUAACCAAAAAGUGUUUAAAAAGUCACUGAUUGGAAAGUUCAUGAAAAAAAAUGUAGAAAACAUAUCUUGUGAUGAUUCCGCAGAUUCUGACAGUAGGGUGGACUCUGAAGUUGAAACAGAAAGUGUUAGCUCCAGUGUUAGUUCUGUAUCAGUGAAAAAGAAAUUCAAACAUGUAAAUAGGACAGGUAUUACAUUAGGACCUGCCAAAUUGUUGAGAAGUCAAGAUAGUCUUAUGACCAGAAAGAGUAAAGGGAUGAAAGCAAGUCUAGUUCAGGCUAAUCGUAAGCCAAGAAAGAGAACACUAAGUGGAGAAUUUGAACUGCUAGAUGAAAAUUUACUUAGGAAGAGACUUCGGCAGGAUGAGGACCACCAGUCUGAUGUAGAUAGUGACUUUUCUGAAUGCAUUCAAAAGAGCUCAGCAAAAUUGGAUGACUCCGAAGAAGAGUGUGCAAGUGUUACAAGUGGCUUGAAAGUUUCAGUAGAUAUGUCUAAAAAACAAGUCAGCAGAAACUGCAUUCCAAAUGAUGACAGAGAUACUUCACCCUCGAUGAAAAAAGCUGUGUCUGGCACACCUACAAAUGAUACUUAUACAGUAAUGCAAAAUAACGAUUUUAUUUCAGAACAUCCAAAGAAACGUGGUCGGCCUCCAAGAGGAAAACCACUUCACUCAGCCUCUGAGCAAAUCAAAGCUGGAAAAAAACCCAAACUAUUAGGUCCAAAAUGUGCUCAAGAGCGAGCUCGAAAUAUGCUACUGAAAAAGAACAAUGUGACUGUUCCAAGAACAGGUCUUCAGAUUAUUGGACCAGGAGGAUUAGUGUUCAUGCGGAAGAGUGUUGAACAGCCUAAGCAAAAGCUUUGUAUCAAUGACAAUCUACAGGGACAUGAAACUGAUAUAAAAUUGGAUGUUCCUUUUAAGGAAGAAGUUAGCUCUACUACUGAAAAAUACAGUGAGAAUGACAUGCAGUCUGCGAUAAAACCUGAUAUUUCAUUUGACAUGGAACUUAAACAAACUGAUGAAAGUGUUGUUAAAUCAGUGCAUAUUUCUAUUGAUACAAAGGAAAAUGUAGUACCUCCUAAGGAAGACAUUUCAAAAAAAGAAACAAAAGCUGACAUUAUGUCAAAAACAGAGGAAGAAUCUUUCAGUUCUGUUGACGUUUCAACUGUGGUGAAAUGUGUUGAUGGUAGUGGUCAAUCCAAUGCAGAUUCUUUAAUGAAAGAUAGCGUUUCUGACAAGGAUCAUAAGUUGUUUCAGGAAAACAAUGCAAACAAAACAUCUUUGUCUGAAGUAAGCAUUGCCAAAUGUGAAAUAAAAAAUUCUUCUUUGGAUCCAGAAAUAGAAAAUAUUGCAAAGGAAUGUGAAAUCCCAAGAGAAGACAAUGCUCUGUUUGUUUCUGCAACUGUUAUUCAGUCACCAACAUGUGAGAGUUCAGUUUUGGAAAAGGUUGAACAAGAAAAUCAAGUUACGUCUUCAGAUUUAAAUGGAAAAGAUCCAAGUACGUGCUUGGAACCUAGAAAUGAGGAACUGCCAGUGACACCAUUUGUAAAUGACAAAGAAAUUAACCAAAUGGACACAUCUAAUAUGAAUGAUUCUACCAACCAGGUAUUAUUAGGAAAUAUGUCAAAGGAAACAGGUUGCAAAAGUGAAAACAUUGAAAUGGAUUGUUCUCAAACUGGUUCUGGAGAAAACUGUGAAUCUCUGAAAAUGUCUGUUGGAAAGCAAGAUAUAACUGAUGAUAGUAAAAGUGGAUCAGACGUCAAUGAUUCGGAAACAUCUACCAUUCAAUAUCAAGACACCAGUUGUAAUGAUGCUGACCGAAACGAUAACUUGGAUGUGUCAUUAGAGAGUAACGAAGUUGAUAUGUACAAUUCUGUGUCUCAAUAUACAGAAGAAUCCUACAAGAAAAAGGAUGAUACUGGUGGUAAAAGUGGAAAGGUCAGUCCUAUGUCAGAUGACGAACGUACAGACACAAAAGUAGAUGCUGAAAAGAAACUUGGUGUUAAACGAGAAUUCCAAUUAAGACAAAAGGCAUCAAGGUCACCACUUGAAAUUAUUGCCAUGCGUCAAAGUCAGGAGGAAAGACAAUACAUACUAGAGCAAACUCAAAAGGCAAUGAAACGUGAGGAGAAACAGAAAAAGAUGAGGGAAAGGAUAAAAAAGAUAGAAAAUGAUAAUAUGGAAAAGAAAGAAGACCGGAAGAAAGACGAGAAAGUCAGAGUCGCAGAACAUAUUACAGAAGAAAAUCAGGAUAAAGAAGAUUCAGAUGAAUUGAAGGUAUCAGAAGAGAAAGGUGAAAAGGCCAACAAUGCAGAAGAACAAAUAGAGAAAGAGAAUGAACAUAAAAAAAUCAUUUCAACUCAAACUGACUGCAAAGCAUGUUCGGUUGUACUCAUAGAUUUUGUCAAAUACCUGAAAAUGACCAACAGCUCAUACAGUGUGGAGUCUGGUUCUGUGAUGGAAGAAUGGGAAACUAUUGAAGACACAGAAACAACUCUUUCUGAAGAGAGUGCAGAGAGUAGUGUUCAUGAAGAAACACAGGAAGUAGAAAAUGAACUACUACCGAAAUUGUCAGAAGAGGAGCAAAAUCAAGAUAUGAAUGUGCCAUUAAAGAGCGAUGAUGAUGCUAAAAUUAAUUAUAACAAAGUUGAUGAGAACAAGCCGACAAAGAAAAAGAGAAAGCCGUCUGCAAGAAAACAGGCACGACCUGUCACAUAUAGUGCACAGCUUACAGCAGAAAUUGUGUCAAAUCCUUUCUUUACUGGAGAUGAGACACAGACUGUUCCACCACUUCGCCUUAAAAUUAAACAAAAUAUAAUAGCAAAGCCAAAGCCAAGGUCAAAGAAGGGUAUGAAAUUCACUGUCAAGAAAAGACGAACAGCAAGGAAGGGAAUGCCCUCUGGAAAAGGAUUACUUAAAACAGGAAGUUUAUUGUUCCAGGGUACAGAUGGAACUGCUGAAAAUACAGCCGGUAAGAACACAGACAGUGGAAAAAGUAGUUUUGAGAACAGUUUUGUGGAGUUUUAUCAGAAUAGUGGGAAUGAACUCAAAGUUAAAGCGCACAGGAAACAAAAGAAUACAAAAACUGCAAACCAGACAUUUUCCUUUGAAACAAUUACGGACGAAGAAACUGCUUUAUCAAAGCAAUCACAUUCUGUCAACAAAGAUCAAGAUAGCACGACAGUCUUCCAAUGUACUCACAGUGCAUGUGGGUUUGUGUCUGAAACAAAGCGUGUGAUGGAGUCUCAUAUCUAUGUUCAUUUGAAAAACAUUCCCUUCCGAUGUGUACAUUGUAAUGAAGUGUUCCAGUCACGUGGACUCACAUUUCUUCACAUGCGAAGUACACAUCCAGAUCUAGACGCUAGAAUGGAAGCCGCAGAAAAAGUAGAGGAACGUCUCUACUACAAAGAAAUCAAACAGACUGUGCCAAGUUCUCUGCAGUCGCCAUCAAGAGAAACAACAGUAAUUGAUUCAUCACCUGAUCCUGUUGCGCCGACAGCUACUUCAGUAACAACAGGUUGCUAUUGCUGUAGCCACUGUGAUUUUUCGGCACCUAGUCAGCAGGACAUUCUGAACCAUAUUCAUUCAUUCCAUAGUAAUGACAUUCAGUAUACUUGUACUUUGUGCAAUAUGCCAAUAUCAGGCUCCAAAGAAGGGAUACCAGAUCACUUUGCAAAGGCUCAUCCAAAUCAACCUGUAACUUACAAGUGCCUGCCUGAAUUUUAUGAUGUAACAAAGAACCAACAGAACACGAUCAAUGCUGAUAAAGGGAAUAUCUUUGACAGGAUGAGUGACCUGUUUACUAAUGAUCCACAAGGAUCCAAUGGUAGGCCACAAGUUCAGAAAACUAGUGCUGAGGCUGAUAGUACAACAGCUGAAAUGGAGGUUUCUACAAAUAAGGAGGACCUAGUGGAUGGCAUUGAAGAAUUGGGAAAAUCCUACCAGCCCACAAUGGAACAGACUUCAAAUCUGAAUAACGGAAUUCAAGGGAUACCUGUAGUCUAUGCAGCUGUGCCAACAAUUGCAGGUCCUUCAAGCCUACCACUUGUGGCAACAGGCAUGGGUAUUCAACAACCUCUCAUUUUGCACCAGGAACCUGUCAUUGAAAAUAACGACAUGGGCUUAAAGAUUGUGGAUGUUGUGAGUUUGUCUGACCUGGCAAAUACAUGGAAUCAACAAGCAGAACCACAACAAGAAAAAACUCAAAAUACUACAGCUGUUGGACAAGCCAAUACAAAUAGCAAGACUCCAAAGGCAGCUGACCUUCGGCAAUUACCAAACAGUCAGUUAAAUGCAGACCCACAACAUGCCCAGCUUCAGUUGCAGUAUGAACAGCGUCAGAAACAGCAAAGACUUCAACAAAAGCAACAGCAGAACAUGAAGAACAGCGACAAACAAGAGUGUUUUGGAACAACUUAUAAGUGUGAAAAGUGCAAUGUUCAUGCCCCAAUUCUGUCAGCUAUGGUGGAGCAUUUACGAGUUACACAUAAAGACAUACAAAGAUUAUUCUUAUGUCCGUAUUGUAGACAAUACGAGGGUUCAAAUGAACCGGAGAUACACCGCCAUAUCAAACAGUUCCAUCAAACACCUGAUCAGAAAAGUCCUCCAGUAGCUCUUUCAAGUGCUGCCAAGAGACACCUUAGGACAAUUCAGGUAGCUGUUGAUGCAGAUUCAAAGAAGGUUGGAGAUAAGUUCGUUGUAGAAAAAGACAUCUAUAAAUGCUUGAAAUGUCAAAAACAUAUGCCAUCACUGAACUUCAUCUAUGACCAUCUUGAAAAGACUCAUCAUGAAGUGUUUGUGUAUGUAUGUCCUUAUUGUAAAAUUUUCAAAGCAAAGACAGAAGCACAGGUGUUUCACCACAUCAAGAAUGAACACAAAAAAUGCACCGAGGAUAUCAUGCUCUCUCUUGCCAUAGAGGAAAAUUUAUUCACAAGAGUGCAAUCGUUGGUUAAGGAAAAAGCAAGUAAACCAAAUCAAGUACAAAAGUCUCAACAGGGAGCAAAAGCUUCUAAAGGUUCUCAUGAUACUGAAGAUGAAGUGAUUGUGGUAGGCGAGAGUCAUAAACACGGUGGACUAAACAUGACCUCUUCACCGAAAUCAAUGCCAGCCAACAUACCAGCACCACAAACACGUAUGAGAAUGCCUAUGCAGAAUGCAAAUCCCCCACCAGCACAUUUCCAACAAAGUAAAUCCUCACUUCGAAAGUCAACUCCACACCAUAUUCCACCACAGUCACAACAUUCAGGAAAGGAUCCAUUUGAACAUCAAAAUUAUCAGCAGUUUAACAUUCCACGUAACCGACAUGGGUCAGCACCUCCAAGAAUAGCACAGCCAACAACAGUACCUCCUCCUUUAAUGAGGGCUCCUCCACCUUUACUUCGUUUUCCUUCCGACGGAAAAUCAGCACAUUUGCAAAAUGUAGGAAAUUUAAUGAAGCCAUACGCUAGUCAAUCAUCAGGAAACGUUGCCGUUAAUGCUACAUAUUCACAUGCCAAUCAAAGAGUCAUUUCUCAACAGCAAGGUCAACAUCUAUCCACUGCCAAAAUUAAUACUUCACAAGACAGACAUGUUAUAGCAAGUUCAGCUGGUCAGAUAUCGACUGCACGACCAGUUUUACGUGUCCCCUCAGUAGCAACACAUAUUCAACAACAACAACGUCCUGAUGGCAACAUGAGAAUGUCUCCUUACCAAGACUUUAACCCUAGUCCCGGCUCUAUGGCUCCAGUCAACAGAAAAGGAGACGGUUAUGCUCCUUUAGACUUGAGUAAAUCUCCUGCACCUCCUAGUCGACCAAAAGAUAGUAAUGAUGAAGCUGAUGAUCUGCCGCCAGAUGCAUUCCAAAUUUUCAACCUUCGUCCUUCUUCUCAGCAAAUUCGUUCCCCAAUUGUGCAGCAGCAGAUUCCUCCCAUGCCCCUUCGGAAUAUGUCGCCGGUUGCCAUUCAGGCAAGAUUCCGACAACAGCUGCAGAUGCAGCAGAUGAGUAGAAUGUCUCCACAUAUGGUAAGAGCUGCAAGGCAACCCAUGAUGAACAGACCUCCGCCGUACACUCGUGCUCCGAGGCAUUCAAGAACUGUACCUAGACAUUACACACCACGCCGUGCUAUAAACCAGCCUAUGCCAAACGUUUUGCCCCCUAAAGAAGUAUCAACACCAAUUCAGUCUGAUAUAAUGAUGAAGGACAGUCGAGACAUUGGAGGCUUAGGGCAGAUGCGGGUAUUCAAAUGUCCUUAUUGUCCAGAUGUGGUGCCACUAGGCAUGGGAGAAGUAGCACCACAUAUUGAAAAAGUGCAUCCCGGACAUUCCAUAGUGUUUAUGAAAAUAGACAAGUAAUUUUUUCCCUUGGUAUGAAAUGAAAAUAAGAAAAUACUAUGUGUUACUUAGUAUUUUGCUUUUGUGACAUAACAGUGUACUUUUACGGAAUGCAAGUAACCAACAUUUUCACACCUAAAGGGUUCAUUUUAUACAGAUCUGUUUGGUUUUUGAUUUUUAAUUGUACAUUCAGGUGUUUGAGUGUGAUAGAUUUUCACUGCAAAUGUUUGUUUUGUUCAUAAUAUCUUGCAUUGUUACCAAGGUAACAUUUGUGAUUUUUUUUAUGUUUAAUGGACAUGAAGAGUUGUAUCAAUAGAUACAUAGAAUGUGUACAUUAAAGACAAUUAGCUGCCAAGAGAGUGAAAAGGAUGCAGAGUAGAAUAUUAUAUAUGUGUUCUCGGAAUCCAUAGUAAGUGUAAUCCUUGCAAAGGUAUGCAUAAUUCAAAAUGUCAUUAUCAUAUAUUUUUGUCUGUUUAUACAUGACAAUGUGCAAUGUACAAAGAUGUGUUAAAGUGUAUGCUGUGGUCAACAUUGCCAUUUUUAAUGUUGCUCCAAGUACGUAUUGUAGAUAAAGUUAAAAUGUUCGCAAAGUAGGAGUUUAAUCUCGACAUAAAACAUUUUCGUCAUAAAAGGAAUGUUUUUAUCUAAUCAUCAUGUUCACAAUGUUUUAUGAGUAUAUUGAUUUCCUGUUUUCAUUCUAUCACUGAAGAAAAAUUGAAAACGUAACAGCAGUUGUAACUGUGUCCUUAUAUUAUACUUGUUAUUAAGUUGAUUAUGCAUAUCAAAUUAUUCAAAACGGUAAUACAAUUUGUACCUGUUUCAUUGCUUUUUUAUGAAAUCUUGUAUGGAAGGCCAACAAGUGAAACUUUUAUUAACAUUUUUGUGACAAUCGUACAUUCGUUCUAAGAGUUGCAUGACGUUGCCUCCAGCAUCAUUGCUUCCUUUUUUUAGAUCCAUACUUCGUGGGUAGCAGAAACUGGAAGUAUGUGCAAUUAUGAUUUGCAAAAAUUUAUUGAAAGUUUUAGUGGGGCAAAACGAAUUUCAUUGCAUAGGUUUGAAAAUUCUAUUAAAACAGUGAUCGAUCAACAAUCUACAUUCUUGAGGCCUUUUCAACUUUAUUGCUUCAAGCGAUGGAUCUCACAAUGUAAAACUUUAGUAUUUCCCAGAAAGCAUAUGAGCCCCAUCAAAAUUCUACAGAUACAGGACUUCGGACUUGGAGAUAGAAUUAUCACUAUAUCUAGACGGAACUCCCAAUUCACUUGUUAGACUUGGAAUUCGUGCUAAGAAUGACGAUAUUUAUGUGAAUAACCUUUCGUUCAAUUGUAUAAAAAAAAAUCCUCUUUAAAUGACUUUUGAUCAGUCUUGAAAUUGUCAGCAUUUCAACUGAUGCAAGGCGCUUUUUUUUUUAUAAGUCUGCUUGUCUCGCGCCAACGAAAACAAUACGAAGAGAUGAUAUUUUUUUCUCUCUCCGUGCCUCGUUUAAAGACGGUGCAUUGAUUGUUUUCUCGGAAAUAUUAGUGCUAUAUUUGAUAUAUAAUGCAGUUAUAUGAUGAUUAUAAAUCACGCUUUCAAGAUGUUUUUUUAUAAAACACUUAAUUUUGAAUGAUUUCGCAAAGUUACGAAAAUUCAUAAUGUAGACAGUUAACCUUAUUUUUCCUGAUUUAAUUCACGAAACAACGGUUAAGUGAAGUUAAUUUUUUUCAUUUUAAACAAUUCCGCAGAAUUCUUUUCGCGGUAGAAAAUGAAGAUAAAUCUUAGAUAAUUCAAGUUGUGUUUGUUAAAAAGUUUGGGUUAAAAAUAGAAACAUUGAGUUAUGAACCUGAAAGUGUUUUGAUUCUACGAUUAAUCACUCGCCAAACCUUUAAGACUGAUGAUUCAAUAACAUGUUGUUUAUUCUGUUAUAUAAAAACACUGUUGAUUUCAGUGAAGUAGUGAAUCGCUUAUCUAUGUUCUUUUGAACAUUGGCAAGGAAGAUUUCGCCGUGUUGGAUUUUGUAUUGGGAGUCGAUGCACAUUUUUUGUUUUGAGAUCUAGUUUUGUUUUUGUCAAUAUGUUAUAACGUCGACGUUAAGAACGUUACAUUUCUCUUUGAUAACCUCUUUUGUUUUAAUUACAUAACAUCCGAAACAGUUCCUUAUAAUUUAAUGGCGAUCACAAACGAACAACAGGGUGUACAGAAGUAAGGUUGAUUGUGAAAAUGUAAGCUGAAAAUUUAAUGGUUGUGUUUGGUUCAUUCUUGUGAAUAAUGGCAGAAUUUUUUUAUGUGUGAAUUUAUUGAUAUUUAAUUUCGUGAAGAGCAGUCAGUAUCGCAUGAAUCGUGAGAAAAAGGAUUACUUAUGUCCAUGAAUUAUGUUUCUAGUUGUUGAACAGCGUAUUGUAUAGCUACCGUUUUAUAACAACAUUAUCACACUGAUGUAUAUUGAAUGAAUGAUUUGAUAAAUGGUUAGUUUGCAAUGUGAUACUCUUGUACAGGUACGUACCUUGUCAAGAAUGAAAAUGCCAAUAAAAACGUUUUAGAAUA